Messenger RNA from Myotis myotis, 1693 nucleotides. RefSeq names its product membrane-spanning 4-domains subfamily A member 8-like. The record is from RefSeq and is a predicted model, not a curated record. The transcript has 6 exons. Gene Ontology annotation, cellular component: plasma membrane. Gene Ontology annotation, biological process: cell surface receptor signaling pathway. Lineage: Eukaryota; Metazoa; Chordata; Mammalia; Chiroptera; Vespertilionidae. The coding region runs from base 712 to 1338 and encodes 208 amino acids.
CCGGAAUCGAAUGUGGGACCUUUCAGUCUGCAGGCCGACGCUCUACCCACUGAGCAACUGGUUAGGGUGGGCAGGAAACUUUUGUCUUCAGUGGGUUUGGGUGCUAAGGUGAGCUUGGAAUGUGGAUGGAAUGUAGGUGUGUGACCAGGUAUCUUCAGGACAGUUUCAAUUCCUUAUAUGGACUGACUCUUGGUGUCCAGCAAGCUUUUCUUGGUCUUUUGUUCUCCUGUGGCAGGAAGCUUACACUAAGGAUUGCAUUGUCCAGCAGUCCUAACAGAAACUACAUGAUGAAGGGGUCAUGUUUCUCCCCUGAGGGCUUUGUUAUUCUCUCUUACCUGCAGCCAUAUACAGUACCCCUGAGUGCCCAGUUCAUUUCUGUGUCUCCCUGUCCACCAAGCACAAUCCUUUAUUCUCCACACCAAUACCAUUAAACACUUAUCCAAUUGUACUGCAUUUAAUUGGUCACUUGUCAUUCAUAGGAAGUAAAUGUGGGUGAGAAAACUGAGCUCUAGGGUGCUAGUGACACGCCCUGCCCCUAGAAGGACUUUGUUUUAGAUCUUGCUAAACAUAUUUCCCAACUGAACCCAGUGUGAUAGCUCUUUUGGAAACUUUGAACUAAGUGUUUUUUCUUUCCGGGAAUAAUAGGUCGCCUACAACAAGCUCUGGGAAAGAGGAACAAGCGAGAUUUAGCCACUGGCAGAACAAAAUAUCAUGAAUUUGAUGACUUCAGCAGGCUCCACAGCCAAUUCUGUGAUUACGAUGGCACCCCACCACGGGUAUCCUGUGAACCCCGGAAACAUGUCUCAGGUGCCCCAAUAUCCACUCAACCAACCCCAAGUCCACCAAAUUCCUGGGAACCCACCUGGUUUGGAGCCGCCUGUGUCUAUGCAACCUGCCCAGAGAUCCUUAAAAGAGGGCAAAGUUUUAGGGUUCAUCAUUUCAGGAUCCCUCUCAGUGGCAUCAGAACAGCAACCAAGAUCUUCUUGCCUGCUGAAAGGUAGCUUGGGCAUGAGUAUCGUCAGUGCAAUCUUCUCUAUGGUUGGAAUCAUGCUCCUCAUCACAGAUAUGGUUAUCAACUCCAAAUGUCGGAGCACGAGCGCCUCUGAUUGCAGUGCAGUGGCCUCUGGAGUAGCUUCUUCUGCCGUGAUGUUCAUCUUUAGCCUCCUGGAAUUCUGCAUUGCCUGCACAUCUUCCCAUUUUGACUGCAAACUGCUCAGCUAUUUAGAUAACAACAGAACUGUGGUCUAUCAAACCUUCUAUGUGACAAACCCAGUGGCCAAUCCAGAACCAGUGAACGCUCCACCAUCUUAUUCCAGUGAGAUCCAGGACUCCAAAUAAGCCAAAGGUUCUAGAAGCAUCUUUCACUGGAACCAAAAGAACUCCCUUUCUGGGCUUCUGAAACUCAGCUUCUUCCCCCCUGACAAACUAAGGAAAAUGUCUUUCCAGCUGUUGGCACCCUGUACUUCAUUCACUUCAGCUUGGUUAUUCAUGCUGUUCUGCCAUUUAAAAGGAGGCAGGACUUUAAAGUGGAUUUGAGCAAGAGGUCCUCCCUAGGACAUCCACCUGUGGCACAUCCAGUGCACAUAUUCAUGUGCUUACCUGUGUGAGCUUAUGAGCUAGUGAAACAAAUGUCUAGACAACCCCAGCUUCAUUCUCCCAAUCAUUCACUCACUGAAUAAAAGUGCACUGAGCA